Molecule: messenger RNA, 855 nt
Organism: Bipolaris maydis ATCC 48331
Lineage: Eukaryota; Fungi; Ascomycota; Dothideomycetes; Pleosporales; Pleosporaceae
Product: kinase binding protein
Biological process (GO): tRNA threonylcarbamoyladenosine modification
Cellular component (GO): EKC/KEOPS complex; cytosol; nucleus
Source: RefSeq, a predicted model, not a curated record
AUGGCGUCGGUGCGCACAUUUCAGCUGCCACACUACCAUGCCUACCCUAUCCACGUGGCCCUGUUCAAGGAUGUCGCAAACGCCUCGCAUCUCAGGCGUCAGCUCCUAGAUGCCAAUCCGCAUUUCGACUAUGCCUUUUUGGACGCGUCAAUGAUCGUCUCACCCCAGCACCUCCUCUCCGCCACCUUUAUUGCUCUCCACAACUUCUUGACCUCGCGCUCAAAGACGCGCACUCCCCACUCGGAGCUCGUCUUUCGCCUCUCCCCCAACAACAACAUUGGUGAAUCCUACAAGAAGUUUGGCAUCUCAGACGCCUCGACGCAAAUCAUUGCCGUCAAACUGCCCCUCUCUGCAUCCCCUCCCGACGGUACCUAUGUCAAGGAUGAGUCCAUCACAAAUCAAACCGUGAGCGCCCAUCUCGGCAACGUUGUGCACGGGUCCAGCAUCGAGAUUGCCGACAACGGUCAAGAGCUGGGCUCCUUCUGUCAACUAGACAAGGUCUGCAAGGUCUACAAGCUGGCUAGUGCUGACCGUGCCUCUCGAAGCAACACCACCACCACCACCACCAACACCAAACAAGCCAACGGCGAGAAUCACGGAAAUGACUCUCAAGACCAAAAGGCCUACAUUGAGAGUCUAGUUCUAGGAGCCAUGGCUCUCAAAGGAUCCUGAACGACUCAUCAAGCCACUCAUUCCCUUGUCUCAGCCCGCCAUAUCACGGCUUACAGUCCGUGAAUUGCUGACUGGCCUGAUGAUCGUUGUUUGCAACGCACAACUAUACAAUUAUAGAAACACACAACACAUCACUUCACACUAGUGCAUACGUUGAAACUUUAAUCGUACUUCUCUCGCCCU